GUGUACCAAAAGUCACAACGCAACAGAAAAAGAAUGAGCAGCAUGGACACUGACACCGACCGUCAAUACAGCCUGCAAAACAGACCAUAUAUAGCGAAACAGAAACAGAGCCCUUUCCCCUUCUAAGAACCAUCUCCACAAAUCCCUUUGAAAAUCAUGAAAUUCCAAUCCCAGUCUAUGAUUCCUUGAACGCAAAAUAAGAAAAAUUCGAAUUCCCAAAUGGGUUCUCUGCAAAAGCCUCCAUCUCUGUUCCUUUUCCUCUCAAUUUCGCGCCUAUUUUUCUUCGCCAUGGCUGCCACAGACACCACAUCCUUGGUUUUCAAGGGCUGUUCUCCGCAAAAAUUCCAAGACCCAUCUGGAAUUUACGCCCAAAAUCUCAAAUCCCUCUUUUCUACACUGAUUUCUCAAUCUUCCCAGAAAGCCUUCUUCUCUACAAGCUCCGGCGAUGGCGGAAAUGCGAUUCAGGGACUGUUCCAAUGUAGAGGCGACCUCUCAAUCCCACAGUGCAACGACUGCGUUAGCAAGAUUCCGGCUAUGGUGGACAAGCUCUGCGGCCAGGCCGUGGCGGCCAGAGUCCAACUCAUCGGUUGCUAUUUACACUACGAGGUUGCCGGAUUCCGACAAGUUUCAGGGAUGGAGUUGCUUUUCAAGAUUUGUGGGUCGAUUCAAGCCGUCGGAAGUGGGUUUGAAGAGAGGAGGAAUACAGCUUUUGAAAUGGUCGAAACUGGGGUAAAAAAUAGCGGUGCUCUGUUUUACACUGGAAGUUAUCGAUCGCUUUAUGUGUUGGGACAGUGCCAAGGGGAUUUGAGCGGCGGCGAUUGCAGCGAUUGUGUGAAGACGGCGUCGGAGAGGGCCAAUAGUGAGUGCGGUUACGCCAUUUCCGGGCAGAUUUAUCUGAACAAGUGCUAUGUCAGUUACAGUUACUACCCAAAUGGGAUCCCCAGCAUAUCAUCAUCUUCAGGGUCGAGCCAUAAUACACAGAGAACGGUAGCCAUUGCAGUGGGAGGCUUUGCAGCUUUGGCCUUUCUUAUUGUUUGUUUGCUCUUUGUUAGAUCAGUGAUGAAGAAAAAAGGUAAACAUGGAGGCUGAUUUCUCGCUCUUUCACGGUCAUUUUCAUUACGUAUCGUAGUAUUGUAAAUGAAGAUAGAGCAGCACUUUUUUCAUAUAUUUGUGAGUGUUCGAGCCAUUUUGUACACAUCUCGAUUAGACGAUACCUUGUUUAUAGAUACAAGAUCGGAUAUAGUCGAAACAAUAUGAUUUCUACGAAGAAUUU
This is a messenger RNA of Cucurbita moschata (crookneck pumpkin), 1273 nucleotides long. RefSeq names its product cysteine-rich repeat secretory protein 3-like. Gene Ontology annotation, biological process: plasmodesmata-mediated intercellular transport; transport of virus in multicellular host. The record is from RefSeq and is a predicted model, not a curated record. NCBI's taxonomy places the organism in Eukaryota, Viridiplantae, Streptophyta, Magnoliopsida, Cucurbitales, Cucurbitaceae. Bases 220 to 1089 code for a protein of 289 amino acids. Gene Ontology annotation, cellular component: plasmodesma. The transcript has 2 exons.